Molecule: messenger RNA, 1613 nt
Organism: Trichomycterus rosablanca
Lineage: Eukaryota; Metazoa; Chordata; Actinopteri; Siluriformes; Trichomycteridae
Gene: b3glcta
Product: beta 3-glucosyltransferase a
Exons: 15
Coding region: 37-1518 (493 amino acids)
Cellular component (GO): membrane
Molecular function (GO): acetylglucosaminyltransferase activity
Source: RefSeq, a predicted model, not a curated record
CCAGUUUUCUGGAGCGAUCAAAGCGAACAGACCUGAAUGAUGGUUCAUGUCGGAUUGAUUCCUGCAGCUUUUCUCGUUUCCUCGCUCGUGGCCUUCAGUGCUGCGAGCAAAGAUGUGACAGGAAGUGUCUCUAAGGUACAAGAUGUGAACAAACCAGCCCAAGAAAAUCAACUCGGUCUGAAGGAGGUGGUAUUCAUUAUCCAGAGCCAGAAGAACUCGUACCAUGCUCAGCGAGCAGAGAGACUCAGAGCGGACCUUCUAUCACAGAGCCAAUCACUGCAAGAGGAAGCCCCAGUAAUCCUGCUUCUUCACACUCUGUCGGAUAAUGAAGGAGACUGGAGUAUUUUACCCCUCCUGCCAUAUUUUUCCUCUCACUUCGGGAGGAACUCGUCCUGGAUUUUCUUCCUUGAAGAGGAGACCAACGUGAAACUGGAGAGACUUCAGAGCAUCAUUAACAAGUUCGAUCGAAGAAAAGAGUGGUUUCUGGGCAAGCCGCUGCAGGAUGACGAGUCCACCAUCAUCCACCAUUACGCCUUCGCCGAGAACCCGUCCGAAUUCAAGUACCCCGACUUCAGUGCAGGAUGGGCUCUGAGCACGCCUCUCAUCAACAGGCUUGCAAUCAGGUUUCAGCAGCAGCCUCUGAAAUCAGACUUCACCAUAGAUCUCAAACACGAGGUGGCGCUGUAUAUUUGGGAUGAAGGUAAAGGACCCCGGCUGACGGCUGUUCCGGAGCUGUGUACGUUACCAGAGCCGUCACCUCGAGCUCAGCGCUGUGCCACAACAGUCAAUACACAUUCGCCACUGUGUGGUGAACCUGUUAAAAAAGAAAACAUAUUUGUGGCAGUGAAGACGUGCAAGAAGUUCCACACAGAGCGAGUCCCUGUGGUGAAGAAGACGUGGGAGAAACAAGCUUCACAUCUGGAGUACUACAGUGAUCACGCCGAUCCCUCCAUCCCGACUAUAGAUCUCGGCGUGCCCAACACAGAAAGAGGUCACUGUGGAAAGACCUUCGCCAUCUUGAGUAGAUACGUGAGCAGCGCCGUGCCGAGGACGGACUGGUUACUCAUCGUAGACGACGAUACACUCAUAAGUCUGCCCAGAUUGCAGUCUCUGCUCAGCUGUUAUGAUCCCGCAGAGCCGCUGUGCCUCGGGGAACGCUACGGUUAUGGACUCAGCCAGGGCGGAUACAGCUACAUCACCGGUGGAGGCGGGAUGGUGUUCAGCAGGGAGGCCGUGCUCAGACUCUUGGCCAGUGGCUGUAAGUGCUACAGUGACGACGCUCCGGACGACAUGGUGGUGGGAAUGUGUCUCAAUGCUCUCCGAAUCCCUGUCACACACAGUCCACUCUUCCACCAGGCACGGCCCGAAGAUUAUGCCAGAGAUCUGCUCGCUCAUCAGACUCCCGUUUCUUUCCACAAACACUGGAAUAUCGAUCCUGUCGCCGUGUUCGACAAGUGGCUGAACAGCGACGGGGACAGCUCGGAAGGACAGAGGAAAGCUGCUAAAGAGGAGUUAUAGCAGAUGGAUGUGUGUGUGUGUGUAGGUUUUAGGCCUGGAACAUACUGAAACUGGACACUUCCGUGGGAUCUGAUCUGUAAAACAGCACAGACACA